Spodoptera litura is the source of this 1316-nucleotide messenger RNA. RefSeq lists its product as uncharacterized. The record is from RefSeq and is a predicted model, not a curated record. NCBI's taxonomy places the organism in Eukaryota, Metazoa, Arthropoda, Insecta, Lepidoptera, Noctuidae.
ACAAGAUGAACUUCCUAAGAAAACUGUUUCCUAGUAAGAAAUAUUUUAAAAAUACUACGUCGACCACGAAUACAACAAAUAUCAUAGAAACACAAAGAAUAGACGACGAAAAUUCGCACUCCGACAGUAAUUCGAACGUUCUUGAAGUUGAUUCGACACUAAAUAACUGCGAAGGUGAAAUUAAUAUAGAUAUUGCAGUCGAGCAUAUUUCUAACGAUGUUAUACAUGAAUUAGAUUCUGAUAAAACAUUUUAUGUUCUAAAGAAUGUACCGCCUAUUGAAAUAGGUCGUAAUAACGAUGUUUGUAACAGUAUUAACGAUGAUAGUGAUAAAAAAGAAAAUGAAGAUUCUAAAGUUUUAUAUAAUAUUUCUGAAGAGAUUUUGAAUGAAAAUUGCGUACAACGGGUUCAAAAUGAUGAUAAUGAGAGUGAAAUAAAAGAAAUUAAUAGAAUCAAUGUAGUAGACGAAGUAAAUCUACAACUAAAAGAAUUUGAAGACGUCUUAGUAAAUAUUGAUAAUAUCUUUGAAAUGGACAAUUUAGAAACUCAAUGUAGUUUAAAUUCAAACGAUCUUGACGAUAUUUUGAAUGAAAUAGAUACUGCUAAUGAUGAUUUGAAUAACGAAAUUAACAAUAAUAGCGUUCCUGAUGAAACGGACGCAAAAGAUAGUAUGGAUGACAAGAAAGUUUCGAAUAAUAGUGAAAUUAUUGAUGUAAUUUCAAUAAAUUCGUCUAUAGAUGAAGAUAUGCCUCAAAAUGAAGUUACAAAAGACCUCAUAACUAUAAUCAGUGAUUCAGAUGAUUCGGAAUCAUGUGAAGGCUAUCAUUCAUCAGAUUUUGAAUUCAUAUCCGAAACAGAAGCUAGAAUGGACGGCUUUAUAAUAAAUUUUAGACAAAAUAGACCUGAUGAUGAACAAUUUGAUUAUCCAGGCCAAUUUGUUGAAGAAUUAUUUGGAGAUGAACACUCAGACCCAGGUGAAGGGACUAGUGGCCAAAAUAGGCCCAAAAAUGAAUUCGAAGAUAGAACUUAUAGGAACAAUCAUCAGAUACCUGUAGGAGAUAAUUAUUUAGUGUUGUUUCAAGGCCUUCACAAUCCUCUAAUGGCUGUUUCAGAAAUUUAUUUUUUGGAAAAUAAGUCUGUUAGAACUUCUGCUAUGAAUAGCCAAUAUGAUGGGAUGGGGUUUGAUAAGCAGUUGGCUAUGAGGAGGCAUCAGCCUGAUAGCUCGGAAGAUGAAUUUGCUGACGAUGCAAAAGAAACAGCUGGAAAGAUUUUAAACUUAUAUCCGAGAGAGAACAGAAAAAGAAGGAGACGACGAUAA